Effrenium voratum is the source of this 891-nucleotide messenger RNA. Lineage: Eukaryota; Dinophyceae; Suessiales; Symbiodiniaceae. The record is from the annotation of a GenBank genome assembly.
AUGGUGCGUACUGCUGGCCUCACGCUCUUGGCGAUUCUUCUGCUGUGGCUGCCCAAAGAGGCGAGCUUUUGGGCCAUGACAGCUCCCACGUAUCUGGUCACUGGUGCCACUGACGGCAUCGGCCGGUACACGGCGGAGCUCCUGGCGAAGCGGGGCAGCGGUGUUUUGGUGCACGGCCGCAGCGAGCGCCGCGUUGCGGACACGGUGCGACGGCUGAAGUCGCUGAGCGCUGAGGCGGACGUCCAAGGCUUCGUGGCGGACCUGAGCUUGAUGUCGGACGUGCGGAAGUUGGCCGAAGAGGUGAAGCUCAAGUUCCCAGUCUUGCAGGGACUUCUGAACAAUGCCGGAACCUUCGACGGCGACUACACGGGCAACCGUGUGGUCACCAAGGAGGGCAACGAGUAUAGCCUCGCAGUGAACGUCCUGGCGCCCUUCCUCCUGAGCUCGCUGCUGCUGGAAAACGUGAAAGCUUCUGGUUCUGGGCGCUUGAUUAUUACGUCCUCCAUGUCGGCUGGCUACCAGAAGGGCCUAAAGGAUUUGCAGCUGGAGCACAGCUAUUCCGCUCACAAUGCAUAUAGCCUGAGCAAACUCUGUGACCUCAUGAUUGCAAAGGAGAUGUCUCGGCGCUACGGAUCUCCGCCGGAGCUGUGCAUCCAUACCUUGGACCCGGACCCCACCUCAUCCUGGAUUGACACCAAGAUGCUGAGGGCUGGCUGGUCCAGUGGUGGGCAUCCGGUCACUCGUGCAACCGCUUCAUUCACGAUGCUGACAGCGGAGAAGUAUGGCCAGAGUACUGGGAUCAGCUGGGGCUGUGGAGGAGGCGGCAGCCAGUCGGAGUGUGAGAAGCUGUGGGAGGAUUUGGUCGCCUUGACGGGUGCUGCUUGGCCAUGA